Talaromyces atroroseus is the source of this 2481-nucleotide messenger RNA. RefSeq names its product Serine/threonine-protein kinase pakA. Gene Ontology annotation, biological process: intracellular signal transduction; protein phosphorylation; regulation of MAPK cascade. Lineage: Eukaryota; Fungi; Ascomycota; Eurotiomycetes; Eurotiales; Trichocomaceae. The transcript is spliced from 5 exons. The record is from RefSeq and is a predicted model, not a curated record. Bases 1 to 2481 code for a protein of 826 amino acids. Gene Ontology annotation, molecular function: ATP binding; protein serine/threonine kinase activity. Gene Ontology annotation, cellular component: cytoplasm.
AUGGACCAAGAACGUUCCACAGGCUUCAAAUUCCGUCGCCCAAGCAGCAAGCUGCAUAAGGAACCCCCGCAGUUCAAUCGACAAUUGAAAAGCCAGCAGAGCAACCCGUCGCUCAAGAGACACCCCUCUGCCCCCGUCUACCCGCGAAAUUACACCGGCAGCCGAGAACACCUGCGCACUCGCUCAAAUGCCUACGGGUCGUCGUCGUCGUCUUCGUUGGAACAGCAGCACAAUAGCAGUGCAGGCCAUUCACCCGUCGGUGAGUUUCUUUACUCUUCGCAUCGCUCAUCUCAAGGUCGGAGUCCCUACCCUCUUUGGUAUUCAUUGACCAACGACGCCUCAGAUGAGUUAACUGGCCCGCCGUUCGAUGUUCGGGGAAUGUUCAAUGUCCUUGAAGAGGGUGGUGACCCGGCCGAUCACGAAAAGCAGCAACAAAGCGAGCUGUCGGCUACCCGCCGCCCACCGACUCUGCAAUCAUAUCACACCAGCCCAGAUUAUCGCAGCAACCAGACCCUGCGCCAGUCUGCCAGCUUCACAGCCCUGAAUAAUCCACCCAUGGACACGGCGCUUCCUCAAAUCCAAGAUGUGCCGUCGAGCUCCAAGAGAAACUCCGAUGACGGCACCGGCACCAAGCCGCGAAGGAAGGGGACAUUCUCGAGUUUUGUGAAUAGCGUUCUGGGCUCACCGCGCAACAUCAAGAUCUCUGCGCCUGAGAACCCUGUUCAUGUUACCCAUGUUGGUUACGACAACCAGACCGGCCAAUUCACCGGUCUGCCCAAAGACUGGCAGCGGAUGUUACAAGCGAGUGGGAUUUCGAAGAAGGAGCAGGAGCAACACCCACAAACAAUGGUCGAUAUCAUGCGCUUCUAUGAAAAGAAUGCUGCUGGCGCAGGAGAUGAUGAAGUCUGGCACAAAUUUGACCACGCUCAUCCCCGACACGGCGAAUACCCAGAUGCUAUCAGUCCAACUCAAAGUCCUAUUGCUGGUGGACCGGCUUCCGCGACAGGUCCGCGAUUCCCCCAGAACCAUGAGGGUAGCUUUGAAAAUCCGCGCGCUGCUCCGCCAAUUCCGAAACCUGCACAGACUUCCCCCGCGCCAAUCUUGUCGCCUGCGAUGCUCCCCCAUCGCGCCGCUCCAAAAGCUCCAACAAGCGUACCGGGCAUCGUUCCCUCUCGGCCACCACCACAGCCUCCUCUUGUAUCAAGCAAAGCCCCGGCCACAACAUCGCCCCCGGAGCCGCUUGCAACACCGCCCAUACCCGAAGAUGAAGAGCUAAUUUCCAACGGCCCUGGUCCAGACGUUGCUGGAGCUAUUCACUCUCCUGUUCAGUAUCAACAGCAGCAGGAACGUGCCAUGGCUGCGGCACAACAGGCAAUAACCAACAAGCAGCUCGAUAGAAGCCGCAGUCAGCGUCAGCAGCAACAGCCGCCUCAAACUCCACAUCUAGAACCGCAGACUACUACUCCUUCAACAACUCCGCCGAUAGCGCAAAGUCCAUUUCCUAAUGGGCAAGUACCAAUUCCUCACCCUUCUCCACAGCAAUCUGCUGCUUCCGCUGCUCGGCCACGACCGCGGGCUCGCCAAAGUAAUGCUUUUGAUGUUCGAGCCAAGCUACAAGCCAUCUGCACGCCCGGUGAUCCCACCAAGAAGUACUACAAUUUGAACAAAAUUGGACAAGGUGCUUCUGGCGGUGUUUUCACUGCGUAUGAGAAUGCUAGUAACAAAUGUGUUGCUAUCAAGCAAAUGAAUUUGGAUUUACAGCCUAAAAAAGACCUCAUUAUCAAUGAGAUUCUCGUCAUGAAAGAUAGCAAACACAAGAACAUUGUCAACUUCUUAGACAGCUACCUGCACGGACUAGAUUUGUGGGUGGUGAUGGAGUACAUGGAGGGAGGAAGUCUGACGGAUGUUGUUACGUUCAAUAUCAUGUCUGAAGGACAGAUUGCCGCAGUAUGUCGUGAGACGCUGAGUGGGUUACAGCAUCUUCAUUCCAAGGGCGUCAUUCACCGAGACAUUAAAUCGGAUAACAUUCUGCUGUCGAUGGAGGCUGAUUUCGGCUUCUGUGCUCAAAUCAAUGACUCUCAGAACAAACGCAAUACGAUGGUUGGAACACCUUACUGGAUGGCACCUGAAGUUGUAACGAGGAAAGAAUAUGGCCGCAAAGUCGAUAUUUGGAGUUUGGGCAUCAUGGCAAUUGAGAUGAUCGAAGGCGAACCUCCGUAUCUCACUGAAUCCCCACUUCGAGCUUUGUAUUUGAUCGCUACGAAUGGCACGCCAAAGAUUAAAGACGAACACAACCUUUCAGCGGUCUUUCGGGAUUUCUUACACUUUGCACUGCGCGUGGAUCCUGAGAAACGAGCGUCGGCUCACGAUUUACUCAAGCAUCCUUUCAUGUCCGUGUGUGAGCCUCUUUCCAGCCUUUCUCCUCUCGUCAAGUCGGCACGCAUCAGCCGAGCCCAGGAAAAGGCCCAAAAAGGCGCAUGA